AUGGCGGUCCGGAGCUAUAUCGCGGGCGCGCCCGGCGCGCACGCUGGCACUCUUCGUCCGCGCCGCGUUGGCGGCAGUGCGGCGAUGCCGCGUGCAGUGGCCGGGGCGCGCGCCGCCCGGCCGUGCCGGCGGGUGCUGGCAGCCGCGACCAAGGACAACGGGACCAAGAAACUGUCCGAGGUGUACACGAAGGAGAUGCAAGCGAAGAUGGGCGGCGACCUCACGUACCGCCACGAGCAAGGCAUGAACUACGCCAGGAUCUGGCCGGACAUCAUCGUCGGCUCGUGCCCGCAAACCGCCAAGGACAUCGACACGCUCGCGGACAAGGAGAACGUGAAGAUCGUCGUAUGCCUCCAGGAGGACAAGGACCUCGCGAACUUCGACGUGGACGUGCAGGAGCUGCGCGACCGCUGCGAGGAGCGCGGGGACGUGCUGCACCUCCGCCUGCCCAUCCGCGACUUCGACCCCUUCGACCUCCGCCUCGGCCUCCCGUCGGCAAUCUCGGUCAUGCACCGCGAGAUGCAGCGCCACUGCGCCACCUCCGUCGCGCGCCUCGGCAAGCAGCCCACGGUCUACAUCCACUGCACGGCGGGCCUCGGGCGCGCGCCGGGCGUCGCGCUCGCGCUGGUCCACUGGACGCGUGGCGUGCCCCUCAGCGACGCCUACGAGCAGCUCUUCCUGCAGCGCGAGUGCCACCCGAAGCUGUUUGCCAUCCGCGAAGCCACCAUCGACAUCCUGAGCGGCGGGCACCGGGUCGGGGUCGUGCUGAGCGUGCGGGCGCGCAAGGGCUCGGUGGUGCAGAUCGCGGGGCUGGACGUCGGGUGGAGCGGGCGCAUCGCGCUGGAGUGGUCGGACGAGCGGCACCGCUUCGAGGUGCACCGGGAGCUCCCCCCGGGGACGUACCAGUACAAGUACAUCAUCGACGGGACGUGGACGCACAGCAGCGACGCGCCCACCCUGGCGGACAACGGGAACGUGAACAACAUGGUCGACGCGGUGCCGGCGGACACGGACGCGUCGUACUGGACCUACCGCCACCGCCUGAUGGCCGAGUGUGCCCCGGGCAGUGGCUUCACGUGCGGUCCGACCAAGGAGGAGCUGGAGCACGUGAAGCGCGUGAUCGAGAGCGGCUCGAUGAUCGACGAGAAGCGCCGCCCCGGGAACGUCGCUGAGGCCGAGGCCACCAUGACAAAGGCUGCCGCCGCGCGUCAGAACUGA
This is a messenger RNA of Pedinophyceae sp. YPF-701, 1218 nucleotides long. The record is from the annotation of a GenBank genome assembly. NCBI's taxonomy places the organism in Eukaryota, Viridiplantae, Chlorophyta, Pedinophyceae.